ACGUGCGCCGCUGUUGCUAGGAUACGAUAAACUCACCCUGUGAACUAAACACGUAAAAAUAUCAAAACACGAAAUCGGCUUUCAAUAUGGAGAUUGUGUAUGUAUACACAAAAAAGCGCAGUGAGUUUGGCCGCCAGUGUAACUUUUCAGACAGACCUGCCGAGCUGCAUGUGGACAUCCUGCCCGAUCCUUCCCUGGCUGCCAACUUCAUAGUGAGAGAUCCAUGUGAUGUAGCCAUACAGUGUGCCCAGGACACGUCUGAACAUGAGGUCAACACAGAGCGCUUCGAAUCUGAAUCAAGAGGAAUAAACCAUGUGGAGGGUGGAUGGCACAAAGAUCUCAACCCAGAGGACAUGGAGGCGACCAUCCGCUACAGGAAGAAAGUGGAGAAAGAUGAGCACUAUCAGAACACCAUUAUGCAGAUUGCUAGUCUCAUGGAACACUGUAUCAAGCAGAACAAUGCCAUUGACAUCUAUCAGCAGUAUUUUGAAGCUGAAGAGGUAUUUGAGGAAUCCGACGAACAGCCAUUGGCUAAGACAAUCAAUGUCUUCAGAGACCCAAAUGAAGUGAAGCGCACAGCCACCAGUUUGUCCUGGCACCCAGACGACAACCGCAAACUCGCUGUUGCCUACUCUUCACUGGAAUUUCAAAAAGCUCCCAAAAACAUGAGCUUUGACUCCUACAUAUGGGACAUUGAAACCCCAAAUAAACCCGAGAUGACUCUGAAACCCGUAUCUCCACUUGUUUGUCUGGAGUACAACCCCAAAGAUUCUCACAUCCUCAUUGGGGGAGGCUAUAAUGGACAGAUUGCUUAUUGGGACACACGCAAAGGGAGCCAGCCAGUAGAGAUGUCUGCCGUCGAGCAUAGCCACAGAGAUCCUGUCUACAAGGUCGUCUGGCUACAGUCGAAAACAGGCAUGGACACAUUUUCCGCUUCUACAGAUGGUCAGGUAUUGUGGUGGGACAUUCGAAAGAUGAGCGAGCCCACAGAAAGACUGGUGCUGGACCCCUGUAAGAAGGGUAACCUUGACAACGCUCUUGGUGCCAUCUCGCUGGAGUUUGAGACUACUAUGCCCACUAAGUUCAUGGUAGGCACAGAGCAAGGCCUUGUAGUGUCUUGCAAUCGCAAAGCAAAAACUCCAGCGGAAAAGAUUGUGUGCACAUACGGCGGACACCACGGCCCCAUUUAUGCCCUCCAACGGAACCCGUUCUUUCCUAAAAACUUUCUGACCGUGGGUGACUGGACCGCUCGCAUCUGGUCUGAAGACAUCAAAGAGUCCUCCAUCAUGUGGACAAAGUACCAUAUGGCCUAUCUGUUAGAUGGCUGCUGGAGUCCAGUGAGACCCUCAGUCUUCUUCACAGUAAAGAUGGACGGGACCCUGGACGUGUGGGACAUCCUUUUUAAACAGAACAACCCCACUCUCGGUGUCAAAGUUUGUGAUGAUGCUCUGUACAGCAUCCGGGUGCAAGAGAACGGCCGUUUCCUGGGCUGCGGCUCUCAGCUGGGAACCGUGACAAUGCUGGAGAUUUCUGCAGGUCUGUGUACACUACAGAAGAACGAGAAAGCCCUGGUCUCAGAGAUGUUUGAACGCGAGACCAAGCGAGAGAAGAUUCUGGAAGCCCGACACAGAGAGAUGCGUCUGAAGGAACGCAGCCGAUCCGAACAGAGCAGAGAGGACGAAGUGAAAGAGGGUGACGGGGAGGAGACUGCGGAGGAGCUGCUCGCCCGUGCAGAAAAAGAGUUCUUUGAGAUUUUGGAAGCCGAGAAGAAGAACGAGAGGAAUCAGGAGAAAGAAACUGACAAGGAGAAAGACGUUUGUGACGAAAAAAACAUCCAGGAGAAUGAAACUAAUGGUGUCGCAUCUUAUGCAAGAAGAAAAAGUGUCAUGUUGAAUUAGGAUGAGUCUAAUAGUUGAUUGGACCAUGAAAAAGUGGGCGGCACUUAUCAGACUGGAGCCAAAGUGUAGGGCAGGGGACUAACAUGAUGAAUGGUACACAAUGAGACCCGAUUUGUGUAUUAAGAGAGUAUAAAGGGUCAAUAUUAUAGUGACUUUAGGAAAUUAAUGCAACUGAAAACUGAAUGUUUUCCA
Messenger RNA from Triplophysa rosa, 2090 nucleotides. It is a transcript of the gene dnai2b, whose product is annotated as dynein, axonemal, intermediate chain 2b. Bases 87 to 1898 code for a protein of 603 amino acids. Gene Ontology annotation, cellular component: outer dynein arm. Gene Ontology annotation, molecular function: dynein heavy chain binding; dynein light chain binding. The record is from RefSeq and is a predicted model, not a curated record. Lineage: Eukaryota; Metazoa; Chordata; Actinopteri; Cypriniformes; Nemacheilidae. The transcript has 13 exons. Gene Ontology annotation, biological process: cilium movement; outer dynein arm assembly.